CGGACGUGAACCGUUUUAAUCCGGGUCUGUGCUCAAUGUCGGGCUGCAUGUUUGUUUGGAUUUUGCCUCAUUGGAGCGUUGCUAAUCCCUUCUAAGUAUUCGGGAUGGAUACAAACCUAAGAGUCCAGGAUGACCCUGGCGGUCAGUGCGGUCCGCACUUUUAGGGGUUACAAACUUUGACGCAAUUCCUAAGCGAGACGUACAGUAACUAAAUAUGUAGUCCUGUCAUGCUUGGAGUUGAUUUAAAUCGUUCCAUAUUGAUUACCAAGGCCUCUUCUGGUUUGUCUUUCUACACGGACGCGAACAGUUUCAACCAAAUUCCAAGAUGAGGGGGUUAUGGAGUUUGGUAGUCGUUGCGACCGCGUGCUUGUCGUCGCUGUCGCGAGCUCAGUCCAUGCCAGCAUGCGCGACUGACUGCUUAGGUGUAUCUCUUGCGCAGUCAGCUUGUGAUCCGGCUGACACGGCGUGCAUAUGCUCAGACACCGUACUGCUCUCGAGUGUUGAGACAUGUGUGUUAGCUAAUUGCACUGUUAUUGAAGGCCUUGCGGCGAAGAACGCUACGAAUACACUAUGUGGUGUAGAAGUUAGAGACAUUACGGCGACCACCCCCAUCAUUGUCGCCGUCUCCGGAAUUUUGGCCAUCAUAGCGGUGGUAAUGAGAGUGAUGGACAUCUUCCCUAAUCGAAGCAUACAGCCUGCCGAUGUGUGUGCGGUAUUUGCUCUCUUGACCGGAAUACCGUUGGCAGUUUUGGAGCUUGUCAUGUCAUCUCUUGGCUUCGGCAAGGAUAUAUGGACAUUGACGCCAUACCGCAUAACUCUUAUUGUGAGGUUCACAUGGGUGACGGAGCUCUUGUACUUCAUCCUGCUGGCUUUAACGAAGAUUUCCCUCCUUUUAUUUUAUCUUCGAGUCUUUCCCAGCGAGAAGUUCAAGAGACUUUGCUACAUUACUAUGGGUGUCGUGAUAGCUUCAGGUAUCGCCUUUACCCUCACCGGAAUCUUUUACUGUACACCCAUCUCGUACAUCUGGACUGGUUGGACUGGUGAGACAAAAGGUCAUUGCAUCAACUUCAAUGCCUUCGCGUGGUCGCACGCCGUUACUAGCAUUGCACAAGACUUGUGGAUCAUUGCGCUUCCUAUUCCUUCACUCCUCAACCUACAACUUGGUAGGAGAAGAAAAAUCCACUUGGUUCUCAUGUUUAGUGUUGGACUUGCAAUCACCGUGGUUAGUGUAGUUCGCUUGACAACUCUAGUGCAGUUUGCCACAACAACAAACCCAACUUAUGACAGCGUCUCAACAGCAUACUGGAGUGUGCUUGAAGCCUACGUCAGCAUCAUCUGCUGUUGUCUACCCUCCGUGCGAUCUCUUCUACGCACUAUGGUCCCCUCCUGUUUCGGCUCUUCGAACGAUCCCAACUCCCAGUCAUACAAAUUAUCGGGAACGCCAAUGAAAAACUCGAGAGUCAUCAACAAGACUGUUACACAUCAGAUAUCUUACACCCCACGAUCAAACGAGUCCGAUGAUAUUGAAUUGGUGGAGAAGGGUUCGGGCCAGCCGACGAAAUAUUCAGGUUGGUGAGGUUUUAUCAGGGCAAGGGUGUAUUAUAAAAAUAUUUUCAACAACUCCUCGGGCGGGAAGCUCAUUUGCUGGGUUCUCAUAGAAGCCAAGGCGUUAUCUAAAAGCGAGCGUUGUAUUACUAUCAAUAUCUGAAUACGAGAAAAUAGAGUCCAUUACGAUCAAUUUGUGGAAGUGGUAUUCAUCCCAAAUGGGAAACCAACCUUAG
This is a messenger RNA of Xylaria bambusicola, 1781 nucleotides long. RefSeq names its product 50S ribosomal protein L36e. The coding region runs from base 326 to 1576 and encodes 416 amino acids. The record is from RefSeq and is a predicted model, not a curated record. Lineage: Eukaryota; Fungi; Ascomycota; Sordariomycetes; Xylariales; Xylariaceae. The transcript has 9 exons.